Molecule: messenger RNA, 3361 nt
Organism: Canariomyces notabilis
Lineage: Eukaryota; Fungi; Ascomycota; Sordariomycetes; Sordariales; Chaetomiaceae
Product: WD40 repeat-like protein
Exons: 4
Coding region: 218-3307 (1029 amino acids)
Biological process (GO): TOR signaling; regulation of actin cytoskeleton organization
Cellular component (GO): TORC1 complex; TORC2 complex
Molecular function (GO): protein binding
Source: RefSeq, a predicted model, not a curated record
AGCAGAGGCCUCGAGCCUCACCAGAUGCCUUGAGAGCCAAGUUUUCCCCUACGUCGACUCGGCCAUCGCGGCCUUGCCGAAAGACAGAGUGAAUACGCUCGAAAUUGGAAAGCGAAUCAUAGCAAUCUUGACCGGCCCGGAAUUCACGACUGAAUACAAACGCGGCAAUGGGAGGCUCAGUGCGGAGUACGAAGCCAAGUUGGCCCUACGCGCGUCCAUGGAAGCGCGGUCGCUCUCCACCCAGACUUUCUACCAGUUGCCCCCGCUCAACCCGGUAUCCUCAGCGCCGCUACCCAGUCCGAUCGGUCCGCGCGUUGCAUAUCGCCCCGCGUCAAGCCUAGCUGACUCAACGACACCGACGCCCCCCCGGUACUCGUCGUCGCCAAUUCCGCUACCGACUAUACCUCGCCAGUCGCCUUCAAAAGUGCUCGGGGUGCAGAAUGGCGUCACGGAUUCACAGAGACGGAAUUCUCUAGCCCCCACCAGUCCUUCCAAAGCAGAAAAGACCAUCAUCAUCAUCGAUGACGAUGACGAGGACAAGGUUCCGUUGGAGAGGCCCGUGGCCGUAGAGGAGCCAGUGAUUACUAAACCUACAAAGCCCCCGGCCGUCGCUCUUGAGAAGCCCGCGGCUGCACCUAUUCAGAAGCCCACGGCUACCACUCUCCAGAAGCCCGCGGCUGUCCCUCUCGAGAAGCCCGUGGCUGCACCUCUCGAGAAGCCCACGGCUACCCCUCUCGAGAAGCCCGCGGCUGCACCUCUCCAGAAACCCACGGCUACCCCUCUCGUGAAGCAUGCGGCUAGCCCUCUCCAGAAGCCUGCGGCUGCCAUUUCUGAGAAAUCUACGUUGAAUCCCCGAGCCCAGCAACCAUACAUUACAGCAGCGGAGAGGGCGCAGAUUCUGAGCGGCGCUCGCCGACCGGUUCUGCUGGGCGCCUCCUCCCUUCUCUCUCCAGCCACUUUCCACGCUGACUUCACAUUGGAUGAAGUCAGAUAUCUCAGGGCUUUGACCCGGAAAACCUUGGGGCUUUCGACCGACAAGGUGGUGAAGGACCCAUUGAGGGACCUGGAGAAAAUGCUGAAAAGGAAUCAAAGUCACAUCUCGAGGAUCUUAGAUGCAGUGGCACACGAGAGGAGACUCCCCUCCAGGAGGAGGACCGAUCUGGACAAGUUUUUCCGAGAUGUCAUUGGCCGCAAGACCAGGCCAGACCCAGCUCUGCUCCGCAUUCAGCGGGACAACCGCGAUCGGCGGGUCGAUUUGGCCAAGACCAGCCGAGUCCAGGCUCUCCUCCAUGCCCGAGAGAUCCACGGGCAAAGGGGUUUUGGGGCUAUGAGGCGCCUUGUCCACUUCAAUAACGAGUUCCGCAAGUCUCGCGAGGAGUCACUGGAGCUGAGAGCCGAAUGGACGGGUUGUGCUGGUGACAUUGCGACUAUCACCUGGGUCUCGAAUGACGGCUUCAUUUGCGGCACAACCGAGCACUCGGACUCUCAUAACCAACAGUACAAUAAGCCGGGAAACCUCGUCUUAGGUUCUUGUAGCCUGGGUACACUCCGCGCCUACCCUGACCAUCGAAUCGUCCGUCCAAUUGUCACUAAGGGGGAAAACUCGACUGAAGCGAUGAGGCAGAGUCAAGACCCAUGGCUUUACUCCUCGGUAGUCUCAUCCGACUACGAUGCCGUUCACGCCCGGGCUUUUACCUCAGGAUUCGACAGAUCGGUAAAAAUCUGGCAAGUUGAACCAUCUGGGGCUUCCAUGAGUCUCUUGGGCGAGUGGAAACAUGGUGGAAACGUGAACUUUGUCGCUGCAUCCAAGCAUGCAUCCGGCUUGGUCGCUACAGCCGCGGAUGUAGCAGUGGAUGCUGUCCGUAUCUACAGCAUCAACGAAGACAACAUUUCGAAAAGCUCGUUCCGAUCUUAUUCUUGCUCCCGCGUUACGGACGCCGAAGGGAAUACGGUUUCGACGGAAAAAUGGGCCUACUACCCUGCUACAAUGCAGUGGGGCCUUUCUGAAGACGUGAAGCAUUUGCUUCUGGUAGGAUAUUCGCCAAGAAGCCGAACGGAUGAUGAUAAUGACAUCCCCGAAGACCGGCGAGAUACCGGAGAGCUGUGUUUGUGGGAUGGUCUCACAGGCGAGAGAUGGCGGAUAACUUCCGCUACGACUCAAAAUGUAUUUGAAGUUCUCUGGCACCCUAGCCAGCCGAGCUUCAUUGCAGCCACAUCGCCUUUGGGCCUUGACCUGGAGCCUAGUGUGCGAACACAGAUCCGGAUAUUCCGUCCCGCUGACAAGGCCGAAUACGGUAGCAAAGCAUUCAGCCCCUUCAAGGUUCUAGAUUGCAUGGCUCUGGACAUCAAUGAGCUCAGCAUCAUGCCCAACAGCUACACGUACUGCUAUAUCACCGCAGGGUGCACAGACGGUUGUACAUAUGUCUGGGAUACAGCCAUCAGCGACAAGCCGCUUCACGUCCUUCGUCAUGGCAAGCCUAUCGAUGAGUACCGGGUAGAUAGAGAACGAGAGGAUGUGGGUGUGAAAUUCACCGCCUGGGGUACUACGCCUGAUCGCUUCUACACCGGGUCAUCAGAUGGCAUUGUGAAGGUCUGGAACGUCCGGACACAUGGCAACCCAUUGGUCCGAAACUUGCUUGAGGCUCCCGCACCAAUCACAUCGGGGAUGUUCUCCCCAGACCGGUCAAGGCUUGUGGUUGGGGACGCUAGUGGUCGCGUUUUUAUGCUGUCUCUAGAGGAGGAGGAGCAAAAGCCGGCAUCGUUUGUGCAACUGAGGCUUCAGGGUUCCCGAGAUCUAAAACGAGUCCGGCGUCCGACACCCAUAAUACGACACCCGGAGCCUGCUCCGCCUAGCCACGACGCUGAUGGCAAACCCAUUGAGGUUGAAACUGGCUCUGAAAGAGGGCACUCAUACCUGGAACGCUCGGAGCUUGAACGUCAUCCUAAUCCUACCAUUGGCGUCGUGCAAGGCCCACAGUAUGCCGAUACCGGGCUGUUCCGCCGAGAGGCCCACCUCUACGGCGAUCCGAGCCAACCAUUGCUUGCUACCUGGGAGGUUAAGCAGCAAGAAGCUCAAAAGGGCUUUUCAGGACGGCGGCGGGACCGAUUUGCAGUUCUCCGGCCCAUAGAGAAUUGGGAGAGUGCAGAAGCCCUUCAUUCAAGUAACUUAGGCGUGGAUCAGGCGAUUUGGGUGCCAGAGGAGAUUAAGCAGAGUCUCUCAGGCGAUGGGGUCGAUUUUGACCUUAUGGCAGACUAUAUCCUUGACUAUGAGGAAAUGCCUGUAGAAUACGAUAACUUGCCGGCCUAGUAUUUGUAUUUACUAGAGAAGAGAUGGGCAUCAGACUCGAGUAAAGAUGAUUGC